This is a messenger RNA of Strongylus vulgaris, 645 nucleotides long. The record is from the annotation of a GenBank genome assembly. Lineage: Eukaryota; Metazoa; Nematoda; Chromadorea; Rhabditida; Strongylidae.
AUGGUGGCAAUGGCUGAUACAGAGGAAGUAGAUGACUAUACAGUGAUUUCUAAGCAGAAAAAUGCUCAUUCACGCGGGUUGGUCGGUAUAUGGUCAUUUCGAGCUGGAAAUGGAAUCGUUGGUCUUGUUUCUGUUGGACAUGACUCCGUAAAGCUCUGGAGAAUGGAUGAAACGGCUACUGGUGCAGUUACACUGACCAGUAAAGUUGAGAUACAAGAGUGGCGAACUGCAGUACAAUCUGCCGAUGUCACUAUUGACGGGAAAUAAACAGGUAUCUGCUUGGUGACAGUCGAUUCUAUGUUCUACGAAGUUAUUCUUGGGGAUGAGGGACCUGCUGUUGUGCCACAUGAUUUUGGAGUUAUGGAAGCAUGGCAUAUUCUUUUGUGGCAUAUCGAACAACCUACUGCUCUUCAACUCCUUCCAAGCGCACACACUGGAUCGAUUAGUAUCGACACUGCUCAGGUAACUGCUGUCGUAUUCUUACCUACCGGCCGACAUCUUGUUUCUGGUGGAGAAGAUGGUGUAGUAGCAUGUUAUCGAAUUCCUCAAGCUGGUAUGAUGUCACCAGGAAAUACCGAGCAGGAGGACGAAACCAAUAUGAGUACGUAUACUGUACUUUCAGAAGUUGGUUCUCUAUGUACCUGA